Molecule: messenger RNA, 279 nt
Organism: Cooperia oncophora
Lineage: Eukaryota; Metazoa; Nematoda; Chromadorea; Rhabditida; Trichostrongylidae
Source: the annotation of a GenBank genome assembly
AUGACCAAGUACGUCAUAUCCUCGAGCCAUGCCUUACAAGAAUAUGUCAAAACAUUCAAUGCGGGGGAUUUCGAUCGGAUGGCUGAUUUCUAUCAUAAAAACUCGGUGAUGGUUGAAAAAGACAAAAGUGUUCUGUUUGGAAAGAAAGAUAUAGUGGCGUCACUUCUUCAAAUGGCAACGGAUCUAGGAAAAACGAGAAUGGAGGUAUUCGUUCCCUGCUUUUUUGAAAAGAAAUCCGCAAUUUGGAUACGUCCAAGAAAGGGGAACCGCUCACGCUAG